Exserohilum turcica Et28A is the source of this 1029-nucleotide messenger RNA. RefSeq lists its product as uncharacterized. NCBI's taxonomy places the organism in Eukaryota, Fungi, Ascomycota, Dothideomycetes, Pleosporales, Pleosporaceae. Bases 1 to 1029 code for a protein of 342 amino acids. The record is from RefSeq and is a predicted model, not a curated record. The transcript has 2 exons.
AUGGCUGAGCAGCCAAUAAGCCUCGUCGACCACACGAAUGGCGCAGACACGCCCUCGACCACCGCAACCCAACCCGAGCAGCAGCCUGCCGACGCAAACUCGCACAUCGACAUCCUCUACGAGAACCAGCGCGGAUGGUUCGUUUUCGGCAUACCCCUCUUCUCGUCCAAAGCGCUAUGGAACCUGAGGCUUGACCCGGCGCCCUGGCAGGAUGCCAAGUUCAGGCCAUCGGCUGUCAACAUCACAAACGCCCAGGUGCCAGACCCGAGCUGGGUGUGGGACUGGAAAACUUGGUACGUCGACAUGAGCUUGGAUGUCGACGAGGAGGGGUGGCAAUACAACAUCCUGUUCAAGCGCUCGGCCUGGCAUGGCAACCAUCCGUGGUUUCACAGCUUUGUCCGCCGACGGCGCUGGCUGCGUAGACGAGUCAAGCAGAGACUGCCACCCAAAACAAAGGCCAACGCAAAGGAGCGAAUGUUUGGCGACACAUUCAGCAUCGGCACGACCCUGGCUAGAUCUACGUUUGGCACCGGCAGCGGCCUGCUGGACAGCUCUCAGCCAAGCUUGGACGAGGAGAUUCGGGACAUUCCGACAUUGAUGAAGAAGCUCAAGGCGGCGGCAAUCGACCGCGAGAAGAUUGUUUACAUACACAGCUUUAUCAAUGAUGGGGGUGAGGAGCUGUACUAUCUCGCAGAGCAGAUACCCGCAAUCAUGUCUAUGCUCAUUUUCCAAAACUCACGCCGUCAACUCCUCUCGACGCUAAUGGACCGUUUCGACACGGCAAAAGAGCACCGCGAAGAACAUGAGAAGAACGGCCAGCCCGAGGGUGAAGCUGAGGAACGGCGAAUCAACAACCUGCUCAAAGCCGUCGAGGCAGCCGACAACGAGUGCAAGAAGCUGGAGUAUUGGAGCGACAUCAAGAAUCUGGCCGAGGAGGGCAAAGCGGGCAACGCAACCGACCCAAAGACGGGUUGGGAUGAGAAAUGGCAGGGACUGGAUGUUAGUGGGGCGAGCCAUCCUGCGAAAUGA